Molecule: messenger RNA, 3217 nt
Organism: Epinephelus fuscoguttatus (brown-marbled grouper)
Lineage: Eukaryota; Metazoa; Chordata; Actinopteri; Perciformes; Serranidae
Product: stonustoxin subunit beta-like
Exons: 10
Coding region: 1109-3217 (702 amino acids)
Molecular function (GO): protein binding
Source: RefSeq, a predicted model, not a curated record
CUAAUGUGGUUGAAGGAUCCAGUCCCACGCAGCACAGUCCCAUCAGCCACUUGGAGAUGCACAAGUUGAUUGUGUAUGAAAGCUGCCUCAUGGAGCUUUUUGAAAAAUGCCCAGACUGCAAGAGGGCAUGUAAGCUAAAGAAAUACACCUGGGGGACCUGCAUUUCCAUUAUCCAGCAAUGCCCACAUUGCCAGUACUACAGACAAUGGAGGAGUCAGCCUUUGAUAGGAUUCUCCACCCCGGCUGGCAAUCUACAACUGUCGGCUGCAGUGUACUUCAGUGGGGCAUCUUAUUGAAAAAUGUUUAAGAUUUUCUGGGCAAUGUGGUUGGAGGUGCAUGGAUACAAGUCCUUCAGACAACACUGUAACCAGUACAUUGAGCCUGCCGUGGUCCACCAAUGGAAGAGGCAGCAGCGUGCCAUGUUUGAUCGGCUGAGGCACUGUGCUAAAUAUGGCAGCUACACAUUGAUGGACUUGCAGACCAACAGUAUCAUUGACAUUCAGCUCAUGCAGAGCAAUGAGGUGCCAAGUUCCAAUCACAUGGAAUUGGAAGGACUGGACAGAAGCCUGAAACACAUCACGGAAAACGGUGUGACCAUGGAUUGUAUCGUGACUGACCGUCACAACCAGGUUGCAAAGUAUCUGAGGGAGAAGCACUUUACCCAUUAAUAUGAUGUUUGGCAUUUUGAGAAAGGACUGACCAAGAAACUGCGGGCAGCCUCCAAACGAAAUUGGUGUGAAAAGCUGGCAACAUGGCUGCCGAUGAUACGCAAUCAAGUUUAUGGAUUGUGGCUUCAUCCACCACCGGCGCAGAGAGGUUGGCCAAGUUCAAUUCCGUGCUGAACCACAUACAGGACAAGCACGCACAUGAAGACCCCCUCUACCCCCGUUGUGCGUGUAUUGGCCGCCGGGGUCCGGGAAUUCCUGUCUGAUGCGCAAGACCACACAAGCUGGUAUUACCACUCGGAUUCUUCGGCCCAAGUAUCCCCAGCACCAACUAAUAAAUUAAAAUAAUAAUAAAAAGAUCAUCGGACUGGAAGCUCCAGCUGCAAGUCAACAAGACUCUCACACAACUCAGCUGAUCUGCACAACUUGACCAGGUUGGAGAAAUGGCCUCAGACAUGACAGUUGCUUCUCUGGGUCGACCCUUUGGCCUAGGAAUGCUCUAUGAUGCUUGCAGAGAUGCACUGAUCCCAGGUCUGACAUUGUGGGAUAAGAAAACUCUACAAGAGAACACAGCUGAAAGAUCCGAACAUAGCAGUGCAUUUAAUAUUUCUGCAUCUGACUCCAUUGAAGACAAGUCCUCUCUGCUGGAUGUUAGCGCUUCUCUGAAGCUCAGUUUCUGCAGUGGACUGAUUGAAGUCAGAGGAUCUGCCGAGUAUCUGAAUGAUGAGAAGAAAUUCAAGAAUCAGAGCAGAGUGACGUGUCAGUACAAAGCCAACACCAACUUCAAAGAGUUGUCAUUGAUUAACAUCAUGACCAUGGACACCAAACAGACAGAUGUCAUUAAGAAGAGCGGCGCAACACAUGUGGUCACCGGGAUCCUGUACGGGGCAAAUGCUUUCUUUGUGUUUGAUAGUGAGAAGUUAGAAGCCAGCAAGGUUCAGAACGUCCAGGGCAGCAUGGAAGCUGUGAUAAAGAAGAUCCCCACAUUUAGUAUUGAGGGAAGAGCUGAAAUAAAGCUGAGUGAUGAAGAAAAAGACCUGACCAAGAAAUUCUCCUGCAAAUUCUUCGGAGACUUCAUUCUUAAAAGCAACCCUGCGACAUUUAAAGACGCGGUGAAGGUCUACGUUCAACUUCCACAGCUACUGAGAGAAAAAGGAGAGAAUGCUGUUUCACUGAUGGUCUGGCUGAUGCCACUGACGAAUCUGGACACUAAAGCUGCUGAGUUGUCAAGAGAUAUCAGCAACACACUAGUGUGGAGGGUGCAGGAUGCUCUGGAAGAUUUAAGAGAAACAGGAAUCAGAUGCAAUGAUUCUCUGGAAGACAGAGUGGUAGAAAAUUUCCCGGUCAUUCGAGAAGAAUUAAGCCAGUUCCAAAAAUUGUGCAGUGACUUUGCAACUAACCUCCGACAGACCUUGGCGAAGAUACUUCCCUCCAUCCGUGAUGGUGAAGCAGAGGAGAGCUCAGUAGAAGAACUCUUUGAAGACCGAGACAAGUCGCCAUUCAGUCGUGAAAAACUGAGCAAGUGGCUGGAUGACAAAGAGAGAGAAAUCAACGUCAUCAGAUCCUGUGUAGAUAUCAUGGAGGGAAUAAAGACUGUCCGAAAUCAGUCAGAGCUGGACAGAGAGGUUCUUGCUUCAGACGUAGCGAAUGCUCUGUGCUUUGUUUUCACCUCCAUGGAAAGAGGUGAUACCUACCUGGAUCAGAUGGCCACCUACUUAAAGUCAUCUACAUUGGGAAGUACCAAUGAAGAGCCAUGGUACUUCUCAGACGAGAUUUUCAGCAACAUGAGAAAAAAAGCCAAAGAAAUCCGUGACCUUGCCAAAGCACAGAAGAACAACAACAGGUUGCGUAUUCUCAUAGCAACCAUAGCAAAUGAGAAAUACAAAGGGGCAACCAUCUAUCAUUACAAGGAGGGCAAUCUGGCCAGUGAAGACUUUACAAAGCUUGACCCCCCUGAUGUGGAGGCCAUCACUGACAGAGAAGAUUUGAUCUGGUAUGCCACUGAUCUCACCCUGGACCCAAACACUGCAAACCGGUACCUCACUCUGUCUGAGGGAGACAAGAAGGCAACAUGUGGAAAACUGCAGUCAUACCCUGAUCACCCAGAGAGGUUCGAUGUACAUCCUCAGGUGUUGUGCAAAGAGAGCUUAACUGGCCGCCAUUACUGGGAGGUAGAGUGGAGUACUGGCUCCACAGAAUGGGUUUAUAUUGCUGUUAUAUACAAGGGAAUUGAAAGAAAAGCUGAAAGUUUAGACAGCCAGUUUGGAUUUAAUACCAUGUCGUGGGCUGUUGACCAGUACCGCGAUUCACCUAAUCACCUUGUGAAGGCAUAUCAUAAUGGUUUGCAGUGGGAAACUGCUUUUCCCUCUGAUGGCUGCGACAAAGUCGGGGUGUAUCUGGACUGGCCUGCUGGCACUCUGUCCUACUACAGAGUCUCAUCUAACACUCUGCGUCACCUCUACACCUUUCGCACCAAAUUCACUGAGCCUGUUUACCCAGGCUUCUGGGCUGCAAAAGACUCCAACUUUGCGUACCUGUGUCCAGUUCAGUAG